Messenger RNA from Diplodia corticola, 1026 nucleotides. RefSeq names its product u2 snrnp component ist3. The transcript is spliced from 2 exons. Gene Ontology annotation, cellular component: precatalytic spliceosome; catalytic step 2 spliceosome; U2 snRNP. Gene Ontology annotation, molecular function: RNA binding. The record is from RefSeq and is a predicted model, not a curated record. Lineage: Eukaryota; Fungi; Ascomycota; Dothideomycetes; Botryosphaeriales; Botryosphaeriaceae. The coding region runs from base 1 to 1026 and encodes 341 amino acids. Gene Ontology annotation, biological process: mRNA splicing, via spliceosome.
AUGAACAAGAUCCGCCAAGUCAAAGAGCUCAACAAGCGCGAGCUUGAAGCGGGCAUCACCCCCGAAGCCUCAUGGCAUGCCGACUACAGAGACACAGCAUUCAUCUACAUCGGCGGCCUCCCAUACGACGUCUCCGAAGGCGACAUCGUCACCAUCUUCUCGCAGUACGGCGAGCCCGUCUACGUCAACCUCGUGCGCGACAAGGAGACGGGCAAGAGCAAGGGCUUUGCUUUCCUCAAGUACGAGGACCAACGCAGCUGCGACCUGGCCGUGGACAACAUGAGCGGCGCGCAGAUAAUGGGGCGCGUGGUAAGCGUCGAUCACACGCGGUACAAGAAAAAGGAGGGGGAGGAGCUGCGGGAUAACACGUACGGAGCGCCUGAGGAGGAGGAGGAGGGUGCGGUGGCGAAGGCGGUGGAGACGGAAAGUGAGGACGAGGAGGAGAGCAGGCCGGUGUUGAAGGAGGAGAGGGAGUUGGCCGAGCUGCUGAGAAAUCAUGACGAUGAUGAUCCGAUGAAGGCGUAUUUGAUCAAGGAGAAGAAGGAGGAGGUUGAGGAGGCUGUGAGGGAGUGGAAGGCGAAGAAUGGCGGCGGCAAGAAGGAGAAAGAUGAGAAGAGGAAGCACAGGCAUCACAGGUCACGCAGGGAUAGGGAUGAGGAUGGUGAGGAGAGGGUGCAUCGCAGGAGACGUCGCCGGACCCGCUCACCGUCGGAAGAAAAGUCGAGGAGCAAAGAGCGCAGGCGGCGUGACCGCUCAGAAGACCGAGAUCGGAAGUCUAAGAGGCGCGAUGGCUCCGAGGAUAGAGAUCGUAAGAGUAGGCGGCGGGACGACGCAGAGGAUGACGAACGAAGGAGCAAACGUAGGGAUGAUGGCCAGGACAGGCGGGAUCGCCGUCGCGACUAUUCAAGGGACAGAGAGCGGAAAAGCAGACGCCGUGCCGACUCGGAAGACGACUAUAGGCGGCGUGACCGAUCAAGGGAUGCAGAUGUGAGACAAAGUGACAGGAAGCGGGGGUCGCCGUCCUGA